Molecule: messenger RNA, 1758 nt
Organism: Aureobasidium melanogenum CBS 110374
Lineage: Eukaryota; Fungi; Ascomycota; Dothideomycetes; Dothideales; Saccotheciaceae
Product: MFS multidrug transporter-like protein
Exons: 9
Coding region: 1-1758 (585 amino acids)
Biological process (GO): transmembrane transport
Molecular function (GO): transmembrane transporter activity
Source: RefSeq, a predicted model, not a curated record
AUGGCUGGUAACACCGACCUUGAAUCUCCUUCUGGAGACAAAGAAGCCACCCAGCACAUCGAGCGCGUUCACACAAGAGAUUCCGAGCACGGUCAUGCUGGCCACCCUGAGAAGGAUGGCCUUCGUAUCGACAACGAUGAUCAGGACCAUUAUACUGAGCCUCCUAUGUCGUUCAACCGUAUGAUGAGUCUUGUUGCCAUGGCAUUCCUCUGGACUGGCUCUCAGAUUCCUGUCUAUCUUUUCGGAGGAAUCCCGCCCUACAUUUAUGGGGAUGUUGGAGGCGCCGAUCGUUGGAUCUGGUUCGUCCUAGCAAAUCUUUUGUCCCUGGCUGCAAUCUGUCCCUUCGUCGGCUCGCUUAGCGACAUCUUUGGUCGAAGAUACGUCGCAAUCGUCGGUGCAGCUUGCAUAGUAGUGGGGAUGAUCAUCUGCUCUACUGCUCACACUAUGAACGUUUUCGUCGGUGGCAUGGUCUUCGCAGGAGUAGGUGCUGGUAUCAACGAGCUCACAGCUCUUGCUGCCACGAGUGAACUUGCUCCUACCGCGAAGAGGGGCAAGUAUGUGGCGGUACUCAUUUUCACCAUCCUACCCUUUUGUCCUAGUGUGCUCUGGGCACAGCUGAUAGCAGCCAAUUCCUCGUGGCGAUGGGUUGGCGCUCUCUGUGCCAUCUGGGCAUUCAUUGGCCUCGUUCUGACCGCCGUAUUCUACUUUCCGCCACCCCGAGUCAACUCUCGAGGACUCUCAAAGGCAGAAGUCCUUAAGCAAGUCGACUACGUUGGAGGGCUUCUUAGCGUCAGUGGUAUGAUAUUGUUUAUGGCUGGCAUGCAGUGGGGAGGAUACCAGUAUCCAUGGGGCAGUGCUCAUGUCCUGGUUCCUCUAAUCCUCGGAGUUGUUCUUCUCGUCGCCUUCUGCUUCUGGGAAGCUUACUGUGCCAAGUAUCCAAUGUUCCCUAAGCGUCUCCGACAAGAACCGCGAAUUCUGGCUCUUACAUUGAUCAUAACGUUCAUCUCAGGCGCCAAUUUCUUCAGUAUACUUAUGUUCUGGCCAACAGCAUGUUUCAACGUCUAUGGACACGAUCCUGUUGGUGUAGGCAUUCGUGGACUCCCGGUCGGUUUCUCCAUCCUGGCAGGCGCUUGCGUUGUACUCUGGCUCCUCUCAGUGUUCCGUGGCCACAACAAGGUGAUGAUGAUCAUUUCUUCGGUCCUCAUGACCGCUGGUUGUGGAGCCCUUUCGAUCGCUCGUGUGGACAACUUGAAUCAGCUCUGGGGAAUUCUUGUUGUCGCGGGUCUCGGUAUUGGCGGCAUUGUUGUGCCUGCCUCAAUCAUCACCACAAUCAUCUGCCCAGACGACCUCAUCGCUACUGUAGCAGCAUUGACUCUGGCAAUUCGCGUGAUUGGUGGAUCAAUCGGAUAUUGCGUUUAUUAUAAUGUUUUUAUCAACAAGUUUGUGCCUGCGGCCACGCACUACAUCGGUGGGACGAUGAUCUACAAGUUGAACAUUACAAGCCCGGCCAUCAUCAAGGCGGCGAUCGAACUCACAGGUGCGAGUCUGUUGCCGGAAUUGCAAACACUUCCAGGAAUCAAGGGGGUGCCCGGAGCAUACGAGAUGGUCGUGAUUGCUGGAAGAGUGGCAUAUGCGGAGGCAUACAAGUACGUGUACUACGUGUCGAUUGCCUUUGGAGCUGUGUCCAUCAUCGCAGCUUGCUUCUUGGGAGACAUCAACAAGUAUAUGGACGAUCAUGUCGCAGUUGUUAUCCACUGA